AUGCUUCCUCAACAAUAUUGUUUGAGAUGGAGGUACCAUCAUUCCAAUUUGCAGACUAUGUUUUCGCAGCUUCUGGAACGUGAAGCUUUCUGUGAUGUUACUUUAGCAUGUGAGGGAAGAACAAUAAAGGCCCACAAAAUUGUCCUAUCUGCUUGCAGUACAUAUUUCGAAACUAUACUUUCUCAGUAUGAAGAGAAAGAUCCAAUACUUAUCAUGAAAGAUGUAAAAUAUGUAGAUAUCAAAUGUUUAGUAGAGUUCAUGUACAAAGGAGAAAUCAAUGUAGAACAUUGUCAUCUAGCAACUUUGUUAAAAACAGCUGAAGAACUAAAAAUAAAAGGUUUGGCUGAAGUUUCUUGGAGAGAUGAAGAACAAUCUGGAAAUGGAGAUUCUAGUUCCAAUGGAGUACAAACAGCAAUUCCACAGGUUCAAGCUAUAAUGCCAAACAGUCCUACACCGUCUACAAAACGAAAACGAGGUCGACCGCCCAUAGAUGACUAUGAAAGUACUUUCACAUCUCCAAAAAUCAUGGCGGUAUCCGGCGCCCCUGAGGAUGGUUACUCCAAUGACGCCAUGUCGAGCAGCGAACACGAUUUGAACAUUUGGGAGGAAGACCAUCCUUCACACGAGGGAGCCGAUAACAACGAUGAUAACAGAGUCAAGAUCAAGAAAGAGUUGUCCCUGGACGACGACGAAGUCCUGAUCGACGAGCAAAGCAACAACUCCUACACCGACCCGGGCAGGUUCUCGAAAGGGGCGGCCAACUCGUCCGCCCCCUCGGCCUCGUCGUCUGCCCAGUCCUUCCUAACGCCCGCCCUCGAGAAGGACUGGCCCGACGUGGUCAAGAUGAACGACUACCUGAACACGGGCAGGCGGCAGCAGUUCUGGGAGGAGCCGUUCACGAAGCGCGUGAUGGACGCCAUCAAGACGAAGAAUUUGGAGAUGAAGGUGGCGGCGGAGCUGCUGGGCGUGUCCUACGGGACGCUGUACGGGCGGUAUCGGGAUUCAUACGGGUGUCUCAAGCAUCCCUACAGAGUCCGCGACUUCUGGACCGAGCAGGGCCCCACCGACAUCCUCCUCAAGCUCAAGCGCAAGGAGAUCACGCUGUUCCGGGCGGCCGAGCAGCUCAACGUCACGCCGCAGACGCUCUCCAACUACCUGAUCUCGAUGUCUCAGAUCGACGCGCCGGACGCGAACUCGAGCCGACGUUCGAUGGCCGGCGAGUCGUACGACGAGUCGGAGGAGGAGGCCGACUCCAUCUUGCCCGACAAUCCGGCGAACAGCGUCAACGUGUUCCAGAGUCUGGUCACGUCCGUGUCGCCAGGUCCGACGCCUUCUGCAAACAGUUCGCUGGCUAAUUGUCCGGACAUUUCUAUCGUCAAGAAAGAGAGGCCGGAAAGCACUGUCAACAAUAACUCCGAUCAUUCCGAGAGCGCCGAUCAAGGGAAAUGAGUCCGUAAGUUUUCGUGAUGAACGUUCGUUUCCACUCUUUAGUAUUUUGUAA
Phaedon cochleariae (mustard beetle) is the source of this 1501-nucleotide messenger RNA. The record is from the annotation of a GenBank genome assembly. NCBI's taxonomy places the organism in Eukaryota, Metazoa, Arthropoda, Insecta, Coleoptera, Chrysomelidae.